GUUAUUUAUAACUUAAGUUCACUAAUUAAAGAACGGUUGUUAAUUGACAGCUUUUUCCAAGCAAGGAGAAUAUUUUUGGUUGCACACAUGACAACCUUGUUAUACGUAAUUAGAAGACAUAUUGUGUAAUACCGAAUAAUUAACCCUUUAGCCGCUAAGCGCGUCAUAAGUCGUUCACCGAUAAUCCCAUUCACAGUGCUAAGCGCAUCAUAUGUCGUUCUCGAUAGUGACUCUGUUUACAUCCUCUGUCAUGCGCGAUUUUUAACUCAAUCGACCUAAUUCCCCGAUAUUAAAGUUGUUGCGGCCUUGAUGUAUGCUUAUGUAAAACUUUAUCCAAUAAUUAUUUACAUUUAUUGUAGUUAUGCGCGAGUUUCCGCGAUUUAAAUAGAACGACAUGCGCAGUAAAUCAUAUCCGUAAAAAUGGCUUCCGACUCAGAAGACGAUGUUUACAAUGACCGAUUUGUUCGCAAUUUAUUAGAUAGUGACGAUGACUCAGAUGAUUCUUUCGAUGGGUUUGACCCUGUUCGACCACGAAGAAACUAUAACAUUCUUCUAGAGACGCCAUUGUCGGUCUUUGGGCCUGAAAACAACGUGGAGAUCGAGGCAGAUCGGGAAGCAGGGUGGACUGGAAAUGAAACCUUUCCAACUGUGAUGCCAUUCAAUGGUGGUGGGACGUUAAACGUUGAGAUGGACUCGCACAAUCCCAUUGACUAUAUGAAAUUGUUCAUUGACAACGAUUUUUUUGAGGUCAUGUGUAAUGAGACCAAUGCGUAUGCAACAAACCGGAUGGCAAACCAGGAACUGGCAACCCACAGUCGAAUGCGAAAAUGGGAGGACGUCACCCCUAGCAAAAUGAAGGUCUUCUUCGCCCUGGUCAUCGCCAUGGGACUAGUCUACAAGUCGGACCUAGAUGAUUAUUGUACUACAGAUUAUGUCACAGAAACUCCAUUCUUCUCCAGAUCUAUGUCAAGGGACAGAUUCCUGAAUAUCCUGUCCAACUUCCAUAUUUCAACUGAUGAAGAUCCGACUGAUAAGCUAAGACGGAUCCGCCCCAUGAUUAUCCGGACAAUGCAGCGCUUCUCUAAAGUGUACACCCCUGACGAAAACCUCAGCUUUGAUGAGGCAACUUGUCCUUGGAAGGGUCGAUUGAACAUAAAGGUGUAAAUAAGAACAAACCUGCCAAGUUUGGUGUAAAGUUGUACACUGUUUGUGAAGCAGGUAGUGGAUACUGCUUGGGUUACGACAUUUACGCAGGACGCCAAGAAAAUCGACAUGCCCCGGACUACUAUGAGGCCUUGACAGGAGAGACUCAGCACCUGACCAAAACUACGUGCAUUGUUAUGAACUUGAUGUCCAGGUGUGGGUUGCUGCAUAAAGGCCAUAAAGUAUACAUGGACAACUAUUACACGUCCCCUGAACUCUUUCAGGAACUUGAAAGUUCCGAAACAUAUGGGUGUGGAACUUUACGAGUGAACCGAGUUGGUACACCCUUGGCCAUCAAGAGUAAGCGUAAAUUAAAUGAAGGUGAAGUUGUGUUUCGCCGAAAGGAUAAUCUGCUGGCCAUGCGCUACAAAGACAAGCGGGAUGUGACUAUGUUGACAAAUUUCCAUGAGGCAAACAUGGCAGUGUUGGAAAAACGUGAUUAUCGGACUGGUGAUAAUGUCCGAAAACCUAAGUGCAUAGUUGACUAUUGCAAACACAUGGGUGGUGUAGAUCUUUUGGAUCAGUUUGGACACUAUAACUGCCUGACCAGAAAGUCUAAGAAAUGGUGGAGGAAGUUAUUUUUCUACCUUGUCAACAUGACUUUUGUGAACAGUUACAUAUUGUACAAGAAGUUUGCUGUCGGCGAGAAGAAACUGGACCAUGACAAGUUCAGAUCUGCCAUUGUCUGUUCCUUGUUGGAAGAAGCUGGGGAUGUGGCAUGUAGGCAGGUUAAAAGAGGGCGACCAGUCCUUGGGGAGAUUCCAACACGUAUGGUCUCCAGGUGCUUUCCGGAGUACAUCCCAGCCAAGGAAGGUGCGAAACGAGCGAGGCCCCUACGUGACUGUGUGGUGUGUAACCCAAAGAAGAAGGAGCGGGAUGGACAUAAGCGUGUCAUGACAUCAUUUUGGUGUCCAGAGUGCCAGGUUGCACUUUGUGUGAACCAGUGUUUCAAGGACUUUCACACAAAGAAGAACUUCAAGUAGAAAAAAAAUGACUGAUAAUGUGUAAGGUUACAUUUCAAUGCCUCCGGCUGGAGUCAAUGGACGUAAUUGCAGAGAAAAUGUGUCAAUAAAAGCAUUGAAAACUUUUAAAUGUAUAUAAAAGUGUUAAGUUUAACAAUAUUCUUUAUAUCAAAUCAUAUUGUGAUGACAAUGAUCAGCUACAUCAAAAAUUGUCAACAAAAAUAAGCUUCAAGAUUUCAUAAAAAAAAAAUUGUCACACCUGACAUUUACCUGUGCUGUAAAAUGUCCAUUACUAUGUCUUUUUAUGUGUUAUUUGUGUAAAUUAUUAUGUUGUUUUGUUUUUUCUUUAAAUGUACAAAUAGAUAAAUGAAAUCUAAGAAAUUGCUCAAUAAAAUUGUAGAACAUU
Messenger RNA from Mya arenaria, 2571 nucleotides. Its product is annotated as piggyBac transposable element-derived protein 4-like. The transcript is spliced from 2 exons. The record is from RefSeq and is a predicted model, not a curated record. NCBI's taxonomy places the organism in Eukaryota, Metazoa, Mollusca, Bivalvia, Myida, Myidae. Bases 1341 to 2186 code for a protein of 281 amino acids.